AUGUUUGUCACUAUUGGAGAUAUCUUUGGUCCUCUGCUCCAUACCCCAGCCUGGAUGUACAUCGGUAUCGUUAUGGACAUUGUGGGUGCUGUUGGCGCAAAUGGAGUCGGCAAUGGCGCCGGCCGUUUCUCGCUUUUUUCAUGGCGGACGGUAUUCCCAGUGGUGUAA
Messenger RNA from Histoplasma mississippiense, 168 nucleotides. RefSeq lists its product with no specific name. The coding region runs from base 1 to 168 and encodes 55 amino acids. The record is from RefSeq and is a predicted model, not a curated record. NCBI's taxonomy places the organism in Eukaryota, Fungi, Ascomycota, Eurotiomycetes, Onygenales, Ajellomycetaceae. The transcript has a single exon.